AUGGCUCUCAUGUCCAACUGUGUUCACCAUUUGAGGACCAGCUACAAACUCUACAGGGUAUGCCCAAAGAUGGGAAAAGAGAGUGAAGCAUUGGAAGAAAGGGAGGAAAUCAGCAGGCAACAGCCUUCCCAUGAUGUGAUCAUGCGGGGGCACUGGGGAUCUCAGCAACCCCGCAGAGCCCAGACUUCGGAUGGGGAUAGCGGGAAGGGUUCCCAUUCGCGCAUGUCUACCUACGAUGAAGUCAUGUUGCAGGCCGAAAGCAGUGACAGCGAUGGCGAAAACAGCAGCAGUCAAGGGACCUCACAAACCCAUGAUCUGCUGAGCCAAAUGCGCAUAAAGUCGUUGCGCCAUGUACAAAAGACUGCAGCGGAUGUGCCCAAGCUCACCCCACCUCCCCUGGCCCCACCGGGUACACCUAUACUGCAAACGAGGAGCUCAAUUGGGGGAGCCUCCUCAGCAUCGUGGCGCCAAGGCUCUCCAGAUAUAGAUGAGGGAGCCUUUCCUCUGAAAUCGGCCCACAGUGGCUCAUCUGGUCCCUCACCAUACAGAGCCCCAAGCCCCAGCUUCUCGCAGUCCUCUGGGCUGCACGAGAGGGGCGCUACCAUCGCGUAUGGAGACAGCAGUGGCUCAAUGGGGUGGCCCGGUUCACUGGCACGACGGUCCACAUCUCAGGGCAUGGAUCUGAUUCCACCACCCUUUCCCACCAAGCCUGCCGGCCACUUGCGAGGAGAAGUGAACGUCGAUUCUGGACCGUGGGGGCCAUUUGUGGGAAGCGCCACAGCCAACUUGGCAGCCCAGUUUCUGACAUCGCAAGAGUUGGAGGAACAGGGUUGGGGUGCACGAGGUGGGCAGGGAGUGUUCGCAUCAGAGUUGGUUGGCAGCCAACGCGUGGGAAGUCGGGCUCCAGCGGGCUUCCUUCAGGCUGCGCCCCAUGCAGCAGCAAGCAGCAAAGGAUUCGCUGUGGCAUGGCCUGAGAACGGUACAGGAGAGUGGAAAGGGCACGAGGCUGGCUCCACCACGCUGUCGAUUGGGACGCAAGAGGUUGAGACACCUGUAAGCCAGGUGGCGCCCCUGCAGGAGGAUUGGUUCCAAGUCAAGGAGUUCCGCAAGAUGAGCGAUGGGUUUGAAGACGAUGCGCCGCCAUGGGAGACAGGAGAUUCAGCAGAGUACCAAAGGGGCAUUACAGCACCACCUGUGUCCUUUCAACCGUAUGUUGAUGCUGUUGACGAUGGAUUUGGUGAUGAUGCUCCCCCGUGGGCAACCGACCGAGCCAAGUCGUUGGGUGCGGAUAUGGCAGUAAGGGCAGAAUUUGAAGCCGCAAGCACAGCUGCAGCUGCUGCAGCCCCUUCCGGGGAUGUGCAAAGGCAUGACUGGUUUGAGGCUGGGAAGGAUGGACAAGGCAGGGUUGACAAAUUCGCGGACGAUGCCAAGUCCUGGAAUGGCUCAGAAACAACCAGGGAUCCGAAUCAGAAUCUGUCCAGCGAUGGAGCAGGUGCGGUGCUUGGGGCCAGUGGGCUGAUGGCAAAUGAUGCAACACCCUCCAGGCAGCAGGCUGGGGCUGGCACGAACACACUGGAGUGGAAUGGUGAAGCCUCUGAGGUGCCUGACAGUGGGCUCAGAUUUGAGGACGAUGCCCCACCGUGGGGAAAUGUCGGACUGCCUACAGCGUCACCUGCAAAUGUGGAAAUGAUCACGUCAGAACAGUUGAAUCCACAGUCUGAAAGCUCCAAUGUUGGGAGCAUGCUUGCAGAUGCUCCACCACAGUGGGCAAGUGAUGGCCUGCCAUCACUCAAUCCAGUAUCUGUGGAAUCGCCAUCUGAGGUAGCAUCAGCUGUGCAGCCAGUACGAGAACCCCUGUCACCAACUGGCUGGCAGUCAUUUGAUCACAAUUUCUCCAACGAAGCACCAGCAGCGGGUGCCAGAGAACUUGGCGGGGAAGUGCCUUGGGGCCUGGGCGCUACAGAUAAUGUGCUCGCCACAGAGUCAUCGAUCAGUCAGCAAGGCACGGGGCGCGAUGGUAACUGUGCGGAGAGCAGUCAGCGAUUGGCACCCUCUUCAUCCGACGAUCAAUUUUUUGAAGCUGAAGGGAUCGUUGUGGAAGGCGGCGAUGCAGUUCCUUACAGCCCAGAGGGCCCAGGGGCACCAAGCCUGUCACAGUCGAAACAAACCUCGAAGUUGGAAAAGGAUGGAGAUCAGGAUGCUCAACAAGGGAAGAGUUCCAUGGGCAUCUGUGCUUCUCCCAUUGCGCUUGAUGUUGGCAGUGCUGUAUCCGUUGGCGAUCAGGCCGGUACCAGUCCACCCGAUGCGGAGGUCGUUGCAGAGAUUCCAGACCCGGCUGGAAGUGUGAGCAGCAGCGCACCAACGGGCCCGUUGGACCAGAGACAUAGCAAUGCCCUCGAUGGGAAAAUAAGCUUGGAUAGUGCCAGCUUCCUGGCGAAAUUGCAACCUGACGGUCCAAGCCUGAAUUCGAACUUGACAAAGACUGGGUCGCUAGACAGUGAGCCCAGUGCCGAAAUAUGGAGGUCGUGUUCAGCAACGGAUAUGGAAGGGGUGGGGCUGGGUGAGAAGGAACCCACCAAGGGCAGCUCAGAGACCAUGGUGCCUCUGCCUGAGAGCAGCUCUUUGAACAGGGGUACGGCUGUGAACCAAGCACCAAAGGGUCCUGGGGUGGACGCCUUGCAGAAGGAAGCCAUGGAUGAUCUUGCGUUGCAUGGACCAAACUGGGAGGGAGAAAAGGUGGAAGCUGUGCCCUCUGAUCACAAAGCUUUUCCUGACACCUCUGCAGUGCAGCCGACCAUGGCUGUGCCAAACAGGGACUCCAGCGACGUGUCGUCAUUGCUGACAGCAGACCGGUGGUCGAGUGGCCAAGAGGGGUUCGUCGAUUCACACCAGUUCUUGCCUCCGUCCGAGCUGGUGAACAGGGAUGCCUUUGCAACUCCUCCUACUCCCGCUGGGACGACGGCAGUCCGUCCAGAGGCCACAGAUCCCAAUGCAGACCACCGGGGCAGCAGCCGGGAAGACGACGCAGAAGGAGGCGGCGCUGAUGCAGGAGAAUGGCCACUCCCACUCGCGCCGGCUGCUGCUGGUCCAGACGACCCAGCACCCGGAUCCCAACAAGGGCUGCUGGAUGUGGCGGGCGCUGUAGAAGCUGCAUCUCCCGAUUUGCAGCCGUCUGCAUCGACCACUGCCGCGACUACAGGGGAACCUGCCGCCGCCGCAGUGCCCAUGGCCGCGGGCGCGGAGGCCAGUUCCGAAGAGCCUGCGCCGCAAGGGGAGGCCCGGUGUGCAGCAGUUUCUGCAGAUGGCGGCGUCGCCAACCCAAGCCAGGUUGCGCCAGCCAGCGCCACGGGCGCUCCUCAUCAGGCCACAGACAUCGCCCCGAGCAGUCUGCCUCGGCCCGAUGACGCGCAAGCCCUCCUCCAGUCCGGGGAUCAGCAACUUCCCCGCACAGGAUCGGCGCCAGACGUCGCUGCAUCGCCCAAAUCCCCCCGGGAGGGCCCCGCCGGCGCCAGCUUCGCGGAAACGUGGUUCGGCCAGCAGCCGUCAAGCGACGACCCCUUGUCGCCGACGUCGGCGGCGACGGACCGCAGCGCCGACGCCGACAACCGAUCGGCGAUGGCCGACGACUCCUAUCCCGUGGAUGGCUCCCUCGACGCCGGCCCGCCCAGCUUCAGCGCCGCGCAGCUGCGCGUCCUGAUCCCCGAGCUGGACGAGCGGAUGCGCCAGGGCGCGGUCUUCCAGCCCGUUCCGGAGGACCGGCCGCUGGAGGACGCGUCCGGGCCGGCCACCUGGGAGGCCUUCGGCCAACAGCCAGCAGCCAACCUGGUGUCCCCCACCAACCCAUGGGGGGCUCCCCCCAUGGUCUCGCCCACCAACCCCUGGGUGGAGGACGACGCGCUGAUGCGGUUCGAUGCCCCGCCCCCUACCCCCCAGGCCAGCGGCGUGGAGGCCGCGCUCGUCGAUGCCGGCAUGCCGCUGCUGACGGUCGUGGAGACCGUCAGCGCGAGGUUCGCCGGCGAGUGCCUCACGCGCUACGGGAUCCACGGCCGGGUGGCGCUCAAGCUUGCCCAGCCGCCCAAGGUGGCGGAGAACGGCGGGAGAGGGUCGGAGAAGGGGGGGCUGGACGAGUUCAGGCUGGUGCUGCGGAUGAAGUGCGUGCAGAGGAACGUGGACACGGGCAGCUUGAGGGCCAACGGCGCGCUGCUGGAGGAGCCAGGGCGCGAGCGGGCCAAGGCCGGCGACGUCCGGUGCAGCCUGUCGAUGAACGAGGCAAGGGUGGGGAUCGUGGAGUCCAGGCAGCUGGCGUGGGGGCUGGGGAAGUGCGUGCGGGGGGCCGCGGCGGCGGGGGAGGGCGGCAGGGCGAGGGAGGUGGAGCUGCUGAGGUACACCAUCCGGCCCCAGGCACUGGCGGGCGCCCCACUCCACAUCCACGUCCAGUGGCGACGCCCUCGCAGGGCUGGCCAGCGGCUACUGGUCGACAUCGCGCUGUCAGCCAAUCCCAAAUUGACCAUCUGCCUGUGGGGCGUCAUCGUGACGCUUCGGGGCAUGCCGCAGCUCGUGCUGAGGCCAAAUGGCCAGCCAGAGGGGGAGUCGCAGCCCAGGGCGGACUGGAACAGAGAGGAAAACGCUUUCCAGUGGCGGCUGGCGGGCAUAGACCCGGAGGAGCCCCCCCGGCACCUCCGACUGGCGGUGGCAGAGUCAUGGGACAGGCCCGGGCCGAACAGCUCUCAAAGUCUGUCACGAGACGACAGCCCGCCCACCCUGUGCGCUGAGGUUCGAUUCGUGAUGCCCCACACAACGCUGUCCCGCACCAUCGUGGAGGCGGCUGUCGAGCCCAAGUACAGCGACGGGUCCGCAGCCAAGAAUUUGCUUUGGGAGAAGAUGUCCCUCAGCGGUGAUUACGCGGCAGACACGCGCUACGACUGA
Ostreobium quekettii is the source of this 4926-nucleotide messenger RNA. Lineage: Eukaryota; Viridiplantae; Chlorophyta; Ulvophyceae; Bryopsidales; Ostreobiaceae. The record is from the annotation of a GenBank genome assembly.